Molecule: messenger RNA, 722 nt
Organism: Fimicolochytrium jonesii
Lineage: Eukaryota; Fungi; Chytridiomycota; Chytridiomycetes; Spizellomycetales; Powellomycetaceae
Product: mitotic-spindle organizing gamma-tubulin ring associated-domain-containing protein
Exons: 1
Coding region: 221-553 (110 amino acids)
Biological process (GO): mitotic spindle assembly; microtubule nucleation by interphase microtubule organizing center; gamma-tubulin complex localization
Cellular component (GO): gamma-tubulin ring complex; centrosome; spindle
Source: RefSeq, a predicted model, not a curated record
GAGCAAGCGUGUCAUCCAGCGUGUCAUCGAACUCGUAAAUACUGUAUGUAUCGGACUUCGCAUAUUCAACAGUCGACCAGCGAGAUCACUCCCAACAACCUGCCCAACAACCUUGCCCACAAAGUCAUCUCUCUAAAGAGUGGCCACCACCCUACCAACGCCUCACCACAGCCUCCGCUUUCGCUCCAGGGCUAGCCUUACCGACGCGCAAUAACACUCAAUGUCAAUGUCAAGUCCAACCGCCCACCACCACCCGGCAUCCGUUUCCUCAUCCUCCCCUCACCGCCCCUCAACCUCCUCCACCUCCGAACGAACAACACGACCACCCCCAUCAUCAACAACAGCCCGCACACAAACAGCAGCCCACGAAACUCUUGACAUCCUCCACGCCAUCUCGCAGAUCCUCCACACCGGACUCGACAGGGAAACCCUCGCGCUGUGCGUGUCACUGUGUGAGAGCGGCGUUAACCCGGAGGCGCUUGCGGCGGUGGUCAGGGAGCUGAGGGCCGAGGCGGGGAGUGGCGGGGGUGGGGAGGGGUUGGCGGGAAGGUAGAUGGAUUUGGGGCCCGCGUUGGAUGGGAGGGGAUUUGGAGGUUUGGGGAGGGACCGUGCUUGCGCUUCACUGGUAUACGGAGAGCGAGUUGGGAGUGGGCUUGAUGCGAUUGCUACGUAUGAGAGCGGGUGCGGUGACCUCUGUCGGGAAUUCUGGGGUACCCAGCGAA